Molecule: messenger RNA, 2153 nt
Organism: Arabidopsis thaliana (thale cress)
Lineage: Eukaryota; Viridiplantae; Streptophyta; Magnoliopsida; Brassicales; Brassicaceae
Product: Cation efflux family protein
Exons: 13
Coding region: 412-1785 (457 amino acids)
Biological process (GO): monoatomic cation transmembrane transport; transmembrane transport; monoatomic cation transport
Cellular component (GO): membrane; vacuolar membrane
Molecular function (GO): monoatomic cation transmembrane transporter activity
Source: RefSeq, marked reviewed
AUGAUUUUGAUUUUGGGUUUUUGUUAUAUCUUCAAAGUUUUAAUUUUUCUUUUUGUUACUAAAUUUCACUGAAUUUUGGGAUUUUUUAAAUUUUCCAAAAUUAAAAAUAAAAUUUAGAAAAAAAAAAAAAAGGAAAAAGAAAGAUCUUUUGCUUAGCUUCAAGUUAAUGGACAACACGCAGAGAACAGAAGACCUCCGCCGAGCCCUAUCAUCACUCUGAGCUCAAAAUCAUCUUCCUCCUUUCUCAAUCCAAAUCUUCUUCUUACCAAUUCUUUUUCUUUUCAAAGUUUCAUAAACAGAUUACACCAAAUCCCAAUUCUCCGUGACACAGCUUUCUCCUUUUUUGGGAAUCAUUUGUUAACUUUCCCGGAGAAAAAAAAAUCAAUACUUGCAUGCUCUUAAGACUCUGAAAUGCAAUCAUCGCAUCGAAUUUUGUCUCGCCUCCUUCAUUCUCCUAGAAAAGGUUACAUCAGAGCAAGUGUCGGUGGCUCUGUUCACUUUUUGGCGCUAUUCGACGAGAAAGACAAUGGAUUUGUAGAUACUACUCAUCGGAGUUUUAGUUCUCUUAUCCGUUCCAGUUCUCACGUAAGAGGGCUUAUCUCCACCAAUUGUUUAAAUAAAGGUCUUGGUGUGCGAUGUUCUGUUUCGCUUGAUAGGGAAACACCUUUAAUUGAUACCUACUCCUCUCACCGGAAUUUCUUCACUCGGGCGAAACAAGUGAAGAGAAUUGAGAUCAAUGAUCAACACAGUCAAAGAGCUGUCACUACUGCACUAUGGUGCAACUUCCUCGUGUUUUCACUCAAGUUUGGGGUUUGGUGGACAAGUUCUAGCCAUGUCAUAAUGGCUGAAGUAGUUCACUCCGUAGCUGAUUUUGCUAACCAGGCACUUCUUGCUUAUGGGCUCAGUAGCUCAAGGCGUGCCCCAGAUGCUCUUCAUCCCUAUGGCUACUCAAAAGAAAGAUUUGUAUGGUCUUUGAUAUCUGCUGUUGGCAUCUUUUGCCUUGGGUCUGGUGCUACCAUAGUUAAUGGAGUACAGAACUUGUGGACUUCUUCGCCACCUCCGAAUAUGGAAUUAGCUGCUGUGGUAAUUGGUGGUUCUUUUCUAAUUGAAGGCGCUUCCUUACUCGUUGCAAUUCAAUCUGUCAAAAAAGGAGCUGCUCAAGAAGGCAUGACCAUAAGAGAUUAUAUAUGGCGUGGUCAUGAUCCUACUUCUGUUGCUGUUAUGACUGAGGAUGGCGCUGCAGUGGCAGGUUUGGCAAUUGCUGCCGCAUCUCUUGUCGCUGUUAGGAUGACAGGAAAUCCUAUCUAUGAUCCUAUAGGAUCAAUUGUAGUCGGAAAUUUACUUGGAAUGGUUGCUAUAUUUCUAAUUCAACGAAACCGACAUGCCUUGAUUGGAAGAGCAAUGGAUGAUCAAGACAUGAGUAAAGUUCUUAAAUUUUUGAGAAAUGACUCGGUUGUAGAUUCUUUAUAUGACUGCAAAAGUGAAGUGAUUGGUCCUGGAUCCUUCAGAUUUAAAGCUGAAAUAGAUUUCAACGGGCAGAUGGUUGUCCAAAACUAUUUGAAGAGAACUGGGCGUGAAGAGUGGGCAAAAAUGUUUCGCGAGGCUGCAAAGAACGGAGAUGAUUCUGCAAUGCUCAAUAUUAUGUCAAACUACGGUGAGGAAGUUGUCACGGCUUUAGGAAGCGAAGUAGACCGGUUAGAGAAAGAGAUCCAAGAGCUUGUCCCAGGAAUCCAGCAUGUUGACAUUGAAGCACACAACCCCACACCCACAGACCCAUCUCUUUGAUCUAAUAAAGAAACUCGCUUAAUUCAAGGUCGGAUUAUCGAUACAUUCUUUUGUUCCAUUCUCUUGGCCUGAAGAAAUGCAAGCCACAAGUAAGAUUGUGGUAAAUCCUGGCCUCUUGGAGAAAUAGAAGUGUUACAGUUGUGUGAUAGGGAAAAAUUUGCAAAUGGAUUCUUCUCAUGAGUGUUGUUGAUGUUAUAUUCUAUGCACACAACAACAAAAAAAAAGCUUGUUACUUGUAGGAACAUUGAGAUGUAAGAUCGAUAUUAUUUUAUAUGUACACGAUACUAGUGUUUUGGUAUUUCGUAUUCCGUAUUCAGAUAAUUCGGCUAAGACAUACAUAAUGUCUGUUCUCAUGACUAAACCCAAAU